Messenger RNA from Ophidiomyces ophidiicola, 4608 nucleotides. RefSeq names its product GTPase-activating protein (gene MDR1). Bases 1 to 4608 code for a protein of 1535 amino acids. The record is from RefSeq and is a predicted model, not a curated record. The transcript has 5 exons. Gene Ontology annotation, molecular function: ABC-type transporter activity; ATP hydrolysis activity; ATP binding. Lineage: Eukaryota; Fungi; Ascomycota; Eurotiomycetes; Onygenales; Onygenaceae. Gene Ontology annotation, cellular component: membrane. Gene Ontology annotation, biological process: transmembrane transport.
AUGAGCUCCUUUCCACCUUCCGAUGCUGUGACUGAACACUCCAAGCAUCCUAACGAAAAGCAUCGUCCUGAAUCACCUAGUACUCCACCUUCUGACCUUUCGUCGGAUGAGAGCAAUGAACCGAUAUACGAAGCUAUUAGAACCCUUUCUGAGCAUAAUUAUGGCGCCGACAAUGCUCAGGUUGCUUCCAUCCUGUCACGGUCACCCAGUCGACAGAGGGCCGAUAGCACUCAGCUAGAAAGGCGUGAUACAUUGGCGGGCGUCGAGAUUGGAGAUCCAGUUUUGAACCCAACAAUGCCGGAGUUUGAUUUCUACAAGUGGGCUCGGAUGUUUAUGAAGUUAAUGGAAGAUGACGGCAUCAAAAAACCCCGGACAGGCGUUACAUUCAAGAAUCUCCGCGUUUCAGGAUCCGGAAGUGCUGUUCACUACCAGAGUACUGUACUCUCACCCUUGAUGGCUCCGCUCCGGCUGCGUGAAUAUCUUGGUAAAAAGUCAGAGAGAGUGAUACUUAAUGAUUUCAAUGGCAUGUUGAGCGCCGGAGAAAUGUUGAUCGUGCUUGGUCGACCUGGAAGUGGAUGCUCUACGCUCCUGAAAACGCUUAGCGGUGAACUAGCUGGUCUCAAGAAAGGGAAGGAUUCUGUCAUUCACUAUAACGGCGUGCCCCAACGUAUUUUCAGCAAAGAGUUUCGUGGAGAGGCAACGUAUAGCGCGGAGGAUGAAAAGCAUUUUCCUCACUUAACAGUAGGUCAAACCCUGGAAUUUGCUGCUGCCGCUCGAACUCCGUCAGUUAGAGUUAUGGGUGUCCCAAGGAAGACUUUCGUGAAGCACAUCACGAAGGUGGUGAUGAGUAUCUAUGGAUUGAGCCAUACACGAAACACGAAAGUCGGCGAUGAUUAUGUUCGUGGGGUGAGUGGAGGGGAAAGAAAACGAGUCAGCAUUGCUGAAUUGUCGCUCUCUGGAUCACAACUGGUGUGCUGGGACAAUUCAACCAGGGGUCUUGAUGCAGCAACAGCUCUUGAAUUCACCCGUGCCCUGAAGAUAAGUUCCCAUGUCGGCGGAAUGACGCAGGUUCUUGCUAUUUACCAAGCCAGCCAAGCGAUAUAUGAUAUGUUCGACAAGGUGAUUGUAUUGUACGAAGGGAGGCAAAUAUACUUUGGGCCUGCAAAGUUAGCGAGGCAGUAUUUUGAAGAUAUGGGAUGGCUCUGUCCUCCACGACAGACCACGGGUGAUUUCCUCACUUCCGUCACUAACCCACAAGAACGAAGAGCCCGACAAGGGUUCGAAGGAAAAGUCCCCCGGACUGCAUUGGAAUUUGAGCAGCAUUGGCAUAAGUCUCGGGCUUUUAUAGACUUGCAAGAUGCCAUCCAACGAAACGAAGGAGAAUAUCCUAUUGUCAGCGAAGCCCUAGCUGAGCAACGUCAAGCUCAUCAGCAAGCUCAGGCGAAACAUGUUCCAAAGAAGUCGCCAUACACUGUCAAUAUUUUUAUGCAACUCAAACUAUGCAUGGUACGCGCGUAUCAACGAAUGUGGGGUGAAAAGGCGUCCACAGUUGCGGCUAUUAUCAGUCAUGUUGUAAUGUCACUGAUCAUUGGAUCGAUCUUUUUCGGGACUCCGGACACCACGAGUAGCUUCUUUGCAAAGGGUUCAAUUUUGUUCUUUGCUAUUCUCUUAAAUGGCUUAAUGUCCAUCACAGAAAUCAACGGAAUUAUAUACACUCGCGCAGAUACUGACUUGGACAUAGACGUUCAGCGCCCAAUUGUUGCCAAGCACGUCAGCUUUGCCUUCUAUCAUGCAUAUGCAGAGGCCAUGGCUGGUGUUGUGGCCGACAUUCCCAUUAAAUUUGUAAUGGCUACAGUAUUCAAUGUCAUUCUUUACUUUUUAGGAGGGCUCAUAAGAGAGCCGGCUCAGUUUUUUAUUUUCUUUCUAUUCACGUUCAUAACGAUGUUGGUUAUGUCUGCUAUUUUCCGUACGCUUGCUGCUGCCACAAAAACAGUAUCACAGGCUCUAGCUUAUGCAGGUGUUAUGAUCCUUGCCAUUGUUAUUUAUACGGGGUUUACGAUUCAAAGAUCCUAUAUGCAUCCUUGGUUCAAAUGGAUCAGCUGGAUUAACCCGGUUGCCUACGCAUUUGAAGCCAUUCUUGUGAACGAGAUACAUAAUCAGCGGUACGGUUGUUCUGUGCUUGUUCCUCCGUAUGGAACUGGAACCAAUUUUGACUGUGCCGUGGCUGGUGCUGUUCCUGGUGAAAGAACCGUUUCAGGAGACAGCUGGGUUAAGUCGAGCUAUGGUUACAGCUAUACUCACCUGUGGAGAAACUUGGGAAUCCUUUUUGGCUUCAUGUUCUUUUUUUAUGGCCUAUACUUUCUUGCCACUGAAUUCAAUCUUUCGAAUCAGUCAACUGCAGAAUAUCUGAUCUUUCGACGAGGUUAUGCACCUAAACAGACAGUACACCAAGAUGAAGAAAACGACACUAGUGUACUGCAACGUGAUCAUGAAGACCCGGUUAAUUUCAAUACAAACGAGAAUAAUCCGGGAGAAAAAGUCGCUAAUGUCAUUCCUCCUCAAAAAGACAUAUUUACCUGGAGAAAUGUGGUCUAUGAUAUAAGCAUCAAAGGAGAGCCUAGACGGCUCCUGGAUAAUAUUUCCGGAUGGGUACAACCUGGCACUCUCACCGCACUGAUGGGUGUUUCUGGUGCUGGGAAAACUACAUUGCUGGAUGCGCUGGCGCAACGUACAACAACUGGCGUCAUCACUGGGGACAUGUUUGUGAAUGGUAAACCCCUGGAUGCAUCCUUCCAGCGGAAAACUGGUUAUGUUCAGCAACAGGAUUUACAUCUAGAAACAACUACCGUCCGUGAAGCACUUCGCUUUUCUGCUAUGUUGCGUCAACCAAGAUCCGUUUCGAAAGCCGAGAAAUAUGCGUAUGUUGAAAAGGUGAUCGAAAUGUUGAGCAUGGAAGAGUUCAGUGAAGCCGUUGUGGGCAAUCCUGGAGAAGGCCUGAAUGUUGAACAACGAAAACUCCUGACGAUUGGUGUUGAACUUGCCGCUAAACCAGCUCUUCUCCUAUUCCUAGAUGAGCCAACUUCGGGUUUAGAUUCGCAGAGUUCGUGGUCUAUAGUUACAUUUCUACGAAAAUUGGCCGACAAUGGGCAAGCCGUCCUUUCAACAAUACACCAACCCUCGGCGAUACUUUUUCAACAGUUUGAUAGACUUUUGUUUUUGGCUAAAGGUGGCCAAACGGUAUAUUUUGGAGACAUCGGGGAUAAUUCUCGGACUCUCCUUGACUAUUUUGAGGCCCACGGUGCGGUGCCAUGUGGGCCUAAUGAUAAUCCUGCUGAGUACAUGCUCGACAUAGUUGGGGCAGGUCCAAGCGGCACAUCCAAGCAGGACUGGCCAGCUGUGUGGAAUGCAAGCGAAGAAUCUAAAAGGAUUCAAGAGAAAAUCGAUCAAAUUCAUGCAGAGAUGAAAACUAAGGGGUCGUCUGGAGAGCUAACUGAUGCAUCUGGAAAAUUCGCUAUGCCUUUCAAAGAUCAGGUAUACUAUGUUACCGUUCGUGUUUUUCAGCAAUAUUGGAGAACGCCGUCAUAUAUCUGGGGGAAGAUGAUUUUAGGAGCAAUGGCGGCGGUAUUUAUUGGAUUUUCCUUUUACAUGCAAAACUCAUCUAUAGCAGGCCUCCAAAAUUCUUUAUUCUCCAUUUUUAUGCUUAUGACAAUUUUUAGCACCCUGGUGCAGCAGAUUAUGCCUCGAUUUGUUACCCAGCGGAGCCUUUUCGAAGUUCGUGAGCGCCCCUCUCGGGUAUACAGCUGGCAAGCGUUUAUUAUAGCCAAUAUGAUUGUUGAAAUACCGUAUCAAAUAUUCCUCGGUGUCAUUGUGUGGGCUGCGCUUUAUUAUCCAGUCUUUGGUAUCCAUCAAUCCUCCGAGCGGCAAGGCUUAUUCGUUAUAUAUUCCGUUCAGUUUUUCAUUUUUGCCUCCACCUUUGCGCAAAUGGUGAUUGCCGGGUUACCUGAUGCCCAGACGGCUGGAAGCAUUGCCACGACCCUGUUUAGUUUAAUGCUCACGUUCAAUGGCGUCCUUCAGACCCCAAAGGCGCUCCCGGGAUUUUGGAUUUUCAUGUGGCGAGUUUCUCCGCUCACAUAUAUCGUUGGUGGACUAGCUGCGACUGUUCUCCAUGGCCGUGUUGUCCAUUGCGCCCGCAAUGAACUUGCCAUAUUCGAUCCCCCGCCAGGGAUCACAUGUGGUCAAUAUCUGGAGCGAUAUUUUUCGCUUGGAGCUCCGGGUCAGCUUUAUAACCCGUCUGCCAUUAAGUCUUGUGAAUACUGCUCCUUAUCAUCAGGCGACCAGUUUCUCGCUGGCUCCGAGAUAUCGUGGAACCAACGAUGGCGAAACUUUUGCCUUGGAUGGGCAUAUAUUGGAUUCAAUGUGUUAGCGACAGUGGUACUAUACUACGUCUUUCGAGUCAGUAGACCAGCGGGGAAGACCAGUCCGAAAAGAUGGUUGCGCUUGGCGAAAUACUAUGUUCAAGUGAUGGGAAAUUGGGUACGAAGUAUUUUUGCCAGGAGAAUGGAGAAGACGCCAAGGGGAAAGGAGCAUAUAUGUGAUCGCAUUUACUGA